Molecule: messenger RNA, 3336 nt
Organism: Sporothrix brasiliensis 5110
Lineage: Eukaryota; Fungi; Ascomycota; Sordariomycetes; Ophiostomatales; Ophiostomataceae
Exons: 5
Coding region: 1-3336 (1111 amino acids)
Source: RefSeq, a predicted model, not a curated record
AUGUACCACAACGACUAUUUGCACGGCGGGGCCCCUGCCAACAAUGGGCGCUUUGGCACCGAAAAUGGAAACCGCAGACACACCAGUUAUGACAACUCCUACUUCACGAAUGGCGGCAUCCAUGCCCGGAACGGCAGCUGCAACCGUAUUCACCCUACUUUGGGAAGGAACCCCCAAAACAAUGGCAACGACUACAACAAUGGCAGCAACUCUAACAAUGUCAACAAUGGCUUCAACUGUUUUAAUGGUCAAAAUGGUCAAAAUGGUCAAAAUGGUCACAAUAGCUACAGUGGCUUCAAUGGCAGCAAUAGUUAUAAUCGUCAUUGUCACAAUUAUCACAAUGGUCAAAAUGGCCACAAUAGCCACAACGGCAGCAACUACAGCAAUGGCAACAACGACCGGCACAACUUCCAAAUCCAGCCAUAUGGAGUUGCCCCGCCCAUGGACCGCCGCAACGGAAAUUCCUCCAUGGGCAGUCCGGCACUGGGUCUGUCGAUGGACCCCUACUUUCAUAGUGCGCCCCAGGCAGCGCCGUUCACUGUGUACGGCGGUGACGCAUAUAUGGCAAUGUUUCCGGGUCCCUUGCCACGACAGCGAACGGUGCACCAGGUCGAUCUGGCUCGGUAUCAAUGCCAACGGCAAGGCCAUCCGCCGAACGAGGGCGGCCCCAGCCGCCGCAGCAAUGGCAAGAAAAGUGGCCAGGGCGAGAAAAAGCCUGUUUACAGGAACAAGUCAAAGGACAACGAAAGGCUGCCAGAAAAUAGGGGGCUGCAGUAUGCCGUCAAGGCCGCCGCCGAGGACGACGGGGUCCCCAUUGACAGCAACGCGGUCAUUGACACCGAGGACGCUCUCAAGACGUACCUCGCGGAUCUCCUGCACUCCCAGCCCGAGCUCGGCUACGUCUACUCGCUCGGCUUCCAGGGCGUCAUGGUCGGCAGCGCCCACGACAACAUCUGCGCCAUGACCGUCAAGGCCGAUGUCAAAAUGCAGCUGCGUCUGAACGGGCCUGGCUACGACCCGAUCCUGAUCGCCAACAACCGGACCAAGCUGGGCAACACCAACCGGGCCCGGGGGACUGCCUUGCGGCCCUACUUCACAGCCGAACUCUUCGCCGCCUGCCAGCCGCGCGUCAUUGACGUGAAAACGCUGGGUGUCGCGGCGUUUGAAACGCACCCCGAGGGCCACAGCGACAUGUCCCUGCGCCGCAUUAUGGAGGACGGCCGUCAGGCCAAGCUGAUGUUUGCGCCGCACAUGCCGGCCGUCAGCCUCGAUGCGGUGUAUGGCAUCCGCUUCGAUCGCUAUGGCCAUGCGGACGACGAGGGCGACGGCCCGGGCUCGCCACGUGCCUGUAGGGAAGAGGAGGUAACGGGAACAGAGGCAGCGGAAAUGGCGGACGAGGAAAGGGAGAGGACAAUGACCAAAGCGGAAGGCAAGAAGCCGAUGGCGGUGGGAACGUCGAGCACGACGAACGCAGUGCCCGAGGCAGAUGGUUCGCAGCCACCGCUUGGUGAAUGUGGGACUCUGAAGGCUCCCAGCAACGUUGAGUUCCGCGGCCUCUUUGACAUUCAGUUGUGCGAGGCCGUCCUGGCACCCAGCCGAGAAAUUGGAAGGACCGAGCGAGGAAGGACGGAUCCAGAUGCAGAGGCCGUCAAGAGCCGUCAUCAGUUUCACGACCACUACAGGCUCAUGAGCCUGGUCAACAUCCUCAAAGCGAAUCUGCGAGGCAACUACCGCCAACCUGAGCCGCCUGCACAGCCUGCACAGCCUGACCCGUCUGACCAAGCCGGACAGGCCGGACAGGCCGGGCCAAGCGGGCCAAGCGGUCCAGCUGAGCAGAUGCAACUCGGCAAGGCGCGUGACAGGAUUACCCAUCGCCUGCGCAAGUUCCAAAUCAGCUCGGCCGCAUAUGGGCGCUUCUCCGAUCAGAAGCAACGUAUGCGGUGCCAUUUCCGCAACGCCGCCCGGUCAAAUCCAAAGGCCAACGAAUUUUCCGAGGGCCCACUCGAUCCCAACGACGACACCCGCGGCCUCGUUCGUUACUGCAUCUACGACGUUCUGUACCUGCCCCAUCUGUUUUGCAGCUACUACAACGAGAUCCUGGACCUGAACCCUCGCUUGCCGUUCGUGGACCAAGUCCUGCUCCAGGAGGUGCGCCGGUUCACACACCAACGUGUGCAAAAGGCGGCGAUGGACAAUGGCCUCGGCAGCAACAAUGCCGUGUUCUCUCCGUUUGGAUGGAUCUGGGAGUGUUGGCUGGUGAGAAUGCGCAAGUUGUGGGAGCGAAACUACAUGGGAAGCCUCUGUUUGGAAGUCAGGUUCGCGUCUCUCGACACCGACAUUGGUGAACUACGGAGCGGAGAGGCUCCUGAGACACCACGAGACAAUACUUUGUCGGGCUCUCGGGCACAUCAAAUGACACGGCCACGUAAAAACGCAGAGUCAAUCUGGCGACCCUCCGCCGACUCGGCCAUCUCGGUCGUUCCAGCCGGUGCGGCCGCCCCUGCGUCCAAAAACCGCUCCGGAAACGUGGUCUCAAAGUGCGUCCGCAGCCCCAGCGCCUCUGCCUUGGUCAAGUCCCGCCGCACGCCCUGGAAAAAGGGCACACUGAACCGCUCCGGCGCGCCCGGCAGCACCUCCACGCGGUGCGUCGUGGCCGGACACACGCCGUGCGUCACCACCUCAAAGGCCUGGCCAAUGUUGACCACAAACGUGCCCGGCACGGCGGGCACGUCGAUCCACUGGCCGGCGCGGUUGAGCGCCUGGAGCCCACCGACGGGCGGCGGACUGGCUUGCAGGAGGAACGUCCACCAGCCCGACGAGUCCUUGUGCGGGCCGACGCCCUGGACGCCGCCCAUGACCUUUCCGGGGUACCGCACCAGCUUGAGGCGGUGCUGGUCAGACAGAAACGGCUGGAGGGCGUCCGGUGGUAGGUCCAGCGCCUCGGCGACGAGCUGCAGGAAGCGCUCGCCCAACGCCGUCAGGGCAUCCAGGUAUGCCUCCACGACGGUGCGAAUGUCGCGGUUGGUUCCGGGCACGGUCACUGCCCCUGCUUUGGGCCACUGGUUCGGACCCCGCAAACUUCGCCGUACGCUCCGUCGCAAACUCCACCUGCUCGCGUCGGUCCGCCUGGCCCGCCGUCGUUUCUGCGCCGGUUGCACUGUAGCCCAGAAAGUGUGGGGAGUUGCGCAGGUUGAUGGCGUCUUUGGCCUCGUCGGGCAGGGCGAACAAUGCCGGCAACACCUUGACCAUGUCGUCCACUGUCUGGUCCGGCACGCCGUGGUGGGCGACAUACAAAAAGCCGACGUCGACAAGCGCGUGACGCAGUCCGGCGAGUAG